CCUCCUCUCUUCUUUCAUCACAUGCCACCCAUUCCCUACCAUAUUCCACCCACUUUGACCCCUUCCCCCUCCCCUCACAUCCUGGCAAGUCUUCAUCUGUCCCCACCCAUCCUCAACUCAUUUAUCUAUUAAAUGAUAUUAUUCUAGUGAAACAUAGAUUCAGAAAUACAAUUACGGAGGAAAACACAUUGCAUCGAAAUUUAGUACUUAAUACUUGGAGGCAAAGUUUUUAUAUUUUCAAAUAGAACCAACAUUUUUAAUGUGAAUAGUGUCAUAGAGUAAGCUAUCUUAUAACAAGAUGAAAAGUCAACUCCUAUUUAUUCAGGCGAGACAUAAAAAUGUGCUAGAUUGGAAUUUUAUCAUAUAUGUAAUCAUUUUUUACCAUAAAUAUUUUAAUGGACUUUAGAUUUUACAUGAACAAAUUUAUGCAUAUAUGUUACUGUAAAGAACAGCAUAACCAAGCUACUUAGACAUAGGUGUCCUCUUAGGCCCUAAGUAGGGCAUAUGAAGCAGUCAAUCCACUUGAACAUCCCUAGGUGCUCACAAAUCACCAAUGUUACAUUAAACGCUGGGCGCUUUUAGGCGUCGGAUUUGGCGCCCAACGCUUAGUCCUAGGCGGACGCCUAACAGGUUUCUGGGCGUUUUUUUUUCUUUCUUUGUUUAAGUGGUGAUCGAUGAGGUUUUGCUGAAGGUCGGAGGAGGUAGUGGAGGUGUUCAUAUUUGGAGGUUAAUAGAGUUUGGAGGACGUAUAGGCUACGACACAUAAAAUCAUAAUCAAGGCCUACAGGGUGCAAUCCACGUAAGCAGACAAUGCUCACCUAAACGCUCGUAAUAUCUAGGUGGGCAGCCUAAAUACCGCCUAGGCGCUAGGCGCUAGUUAGGCAGCCUAGGUACUGCCUAGGUCUAGGCGUACGCCUAAGCGGACUAGGCGGAGGUUUUUUAAAACAGUGCAAAUCACUUUAAAAAGGCAAUUUACUUGGUUAGAAUAUAGUUGGAUCUUACAACUUCAAAUCCAAUCCAUAAUGAUCCCUAAGGGGACGUAUAUCUUCUCUAGACUGAUGUGCAAUCUCAUAUGAAUUUCCUUCCGCUAUUCUGCCAUCCCUUUCUUUCAAAUUAUUGAUGUGAACUGAGUUGACAACAUUCCUUUCCACCACUAGCAAUGUCAUUUUCCUCUAAUUAUUCUCAUUAAUUUUGAUGUACGCUCUACUAUUUUUACUUAGGUUCCAACUCUCAUGUCAUGUCGUUGUUAAGCCCUCUUUCAUUUUUGCUCGUAUGGCAUGCAACCCUUGUUGCUUGUUUCCUUCUCUUCAUCUGUUGUUGCUCCAUUGUAAGGUCGUUAUUGUUCUAUAUUAAUUAUUAAGGGUGGAGGUUUCAACUCUCUUUACACACACAUAGGUCAUGUUCCCAUUUUAUUCUGACAUAUUUCUUAAGUAUGCCCAUGAUGCAUGUCUAUCUAUGCUUCUUAUCUAUAUCCACAUUACAAUUCCUUAAAUUUCCAUGAUAACUUGCAUACUCUUAUAAAGAAAAUAUAUUAAGCCUCCUCAAUGAAAAAAAUAUUGUAAGAAUGGUGCUUUUGGAAAAUGGCAAGUAAAUUGGUUUUCUCAAGCAAAAAUGUCUUUAUCUUAGAAUGCAGGCACUAAUUCCAAGAGGUUCAAUGCUUUGUUAUAAUGAAGCAUGUAUUUGACACUUGACCCAUGCUCAGAUGGAGUAUGCCCAUUGAAGAAAUACGGUAAGAAACUUCUUUCUAAUCAUAGUGUAAACUAGAAAACAAAGUCUUUGCAUAAGAAGAUUCUUCAACAUUUAUGCUAUACCUGUGUUCAUAUUAUUAUUAAUGAGAAAUUGAUAUGUAGAACAAUGAUACUUUUUCCUUGACAAUAGACUAUAGUAUAUCUAAUAGUAUUGUCAAAGUGCAAGGUGUAGAGCAACGGUAAAAGCCUUUAACGUGCCCAUUAAAGAUCCAAUGUGCAAGGUGUAGAUGAGACACUUGCCUAACUAAAGUAAGACGUAACUGCUACCACUCCAUAAAAUUUUGAACAUAAUGACAAUUUACACUUAAGAUCAACGCAAUACAUGUUGAUUAUUAAUACUAAAUUUAAAGAAACUCUUAUUCAGGUACAUAAUUUUCUUUCACAUAUACUUGAUAAUAACCUAUAAUUCUGGAAAACGGGUUUCUCAACCAAUGUUGAAACUAGAAAAAAAGUAGUGAUAAGAAAACAUGAAAAAAGUAUGAGAAAGAGAAUGGGAGGAUAAAAAAGGACGACAGGAGAAGAAAGAUAAGGCAGCCACCUAAUGAAGAAAUAAGAAGAAAAAAAACUCAUAAUAAAAAGAGGAAGAAAGAGAAAAGAAAAAGGGUAAAUGGCAUAAAAAUACCAUAAAAGUUUCCAUUAUGCAGCAGAUAAAUACCAUAAGUUAUAUUUUAUAGCAUUAAAAUACCAUAAGUUUUCAAGAAGUAGCACAUUGCUACCAUCUGUUAACAGAUUAAUGGAAUAUUCCAUAAAACAUGCCAAUCUGAUUGUCACAUGAAAAUUUUGAUUAGCAUUUAACGUUAAUGAUUGCAAUAUUUACUCUUUUACCUACCCCUCUCUAUAUUUAACUUUUUACAUACUUUUUUAAACCCUAAACCCCAAAAUCUCUCCCAUUCUCCUCAAAUUUGACCUCUAAAUCCCCAAACUCUAUCUUGAUCUUCCCCAUUUCAUCGCUGACAUCCCAAAUCAUUGCAGGCAAGCAUGAAGUCAACAUCCAGAGUUUCAAGUUCACGUUCGAAUUCAAGUUAUGGUGGAGCCAGUAGGAGACAAGGGUGUGUUAUUGUGGAACAAUUUUGUCACUGAAAACCAAUUCUUGAGUGAGGAAUUACCAAAUUAGGGAUGAAAGUCUUAGCCCUAACGAGAUCCCUUCUCCAAGGUCCAAAGUUUGGUGCAAUCCCUCUUCUUCUCCAUGAUCAGCCAAACCCCAACGAGAUCAAGUUUCUUAAAAUAAAGGUAUGGUUAAAAUUCUAAAGAAAUAAUGUUAAAAAUGGAGGGGUUGAGUGUACUUAUCGUUGUAAUUAUGCCAGGGGUAAUUUCAUCCAUCCAUCAGUUUUAUAACAUUGUUAGUGAGUUUUUAACAAGAUGGUAGCAAGGUGCUACUUUUCGACAACUUCUGGUAUUUUUAUCCGACAAAAUGCAACUUGUGAUAUUUAUCUGCUGCAUAAUGGAAACUUUAUGGUAUUUUUAUAUCAUUUACCCAAUGAAAAAUAAUGAAUAUUUUAAUAGUGUAGUAGAAAAUUAAGAAGUAGAAGAAGAAAAAAGAACAGAAACUAGAACCUAUCUUGUUUUCAGUAAAUGAAAUUUCCAUUAACCAAACUGAGCAUUUAAUUACAUUCAUAACCCGUCAUAUCCAGGAACAAAUUACAACUUACCAGUGUUCAAUCCAAAACUAAAAUUGAGCGGACUUUGGACAACUACAUACUCUAGCAAAUAUGUCCACCUUAACAUUUUUAACUAAAACAUUAACAUUCAAAGCACAAUGCUGAAACUAGAACCCACUUAGUAAUUAUUGUUGUCAUUCAAUCCAGAAUAAGCAGUUUGCGACUACAGAAUCAAUGUUUCAAAUAUAUCAGUAGUAAGAAUAAUAAAAAAAAUGGGAAAAUGAGAAAGAAGAAGAGGGAACAGACAAGCAAUUUGGGAAAGAAACAUAAUGAGGAAAAAAUGGCAAAAGAGUAUAUGAAAUAGAAGGAAUGAGAGGAUGCAGCAACAGUAGUAGAACAAGAAGGAACACUGAGAUGCACCAAGGCGUGAGGCACAAGGGAGAACAAGGAAAAAUGGAAAAAUGAGGUGUGCAUUUUGCUUACAUGAUGCCUCAGGUACCUUGUGCGAUGCAGCUAUAGAGUCCAAAGUGGCUGAUGCCCGAUGCAAUAACCUAGUGUGUCAAGAUGAGAAAAUGUCUACAUAAUUGAGCAACUACUUUUAUUGAGGAAAAGGGCAUUAUGUAGAAACUAAUUUACGUAGAUAGUUUCUCUAGUAAAAAGAAUAGAGCUCUAGCUGAUGAUCUUCACAAUAUUAUCCAUAUAUUCUACAACCACACGCUCUCUAGUAUCUUAUAUUUGACAGUAAGGAUUACCAAAUGUCAUGAUGUCACAUAAUCACAUCUAAUGUUGUCAUUACUUGGGAUAAUUGGACAACAUUAUGCUUCAAUCAAUUAGAAUGCUGAUAGCAACACAAUUUGGAGAUUGUAAAAGAAGCAUUUCAAACAUAGACAUGAAGUAGAAAAUGAAUCCUUUAAACUUGGAGAUUAUCUCUUCCCAUGGUUGCUUCUAAGGACAUUAAAAUUAUUCAAGCCCCUUAUGUGUAACCCUCCAGAACAUCCUGCUAUGUCAAGUAGUAGAAAUGUAAGAUACUGAUCUCUUUGAAUCUUCUUUCCUUUCAUAAGCAAUGGAGCUUCUCUCCAUUCUUCAAAAACUAGUAUGAGAUAGGAAAAGAAGUUUGUCGUAUUUAAGCCACAAAGAAAGCAUCACUAGUAAAACAAGGUAACUCAAAACCUUGACCAGUGAUAAUAGCGUUCUUGUAUAUUAUGCUCAACUGAUAUAACUACAUGCUCACAAGUGUUUUUCUUGACUAAUGUGAACUGUCAGAAUUAGUGUUAUUCUUGUAUAUUAUUCUCCAAAAACUAGUUUGAGAUAUUUACUGUCUCUACAGACCUUGCCUUCCCGUUCUUUUUUUUUUCCUUUUUCUUUUUCCCCCUUAGAUAAAAUAUAUAUGCUUUGAACCCUAAAUCACAUCUCAACAUAUUAUCUUUCUUUUUCAAUUAUCAAACAAACAUCCUUUAAUUAAUCAGAAUGUGGAUUAUUAAUGUUACUUGGAUUUUGUGAAAGGAAAUACUUUUGUAACUUGUACUUAGAAGCAGCUUCAUCAUAAUAACAUUGCUGACAUCUAAAGCUGAAUUUGUUGUUAUUAUUGUAGAGAGAGAAAAGUGAGAGAGAGACAGAGAGGUACUAUUCAGGAGCCAUACCAACCUAUUUAUAGAUGACAGGUUGAGUAGAGUACAAAAAGAUAUAGUAGUUACUACACAGGAACAAAACAAGCUAAACUAGUCUGAUACCUAUUCUAACAAUUUUCAUACGAUACAAUGUUCUAAAAAACGGAUUAUGCGGACUCUUACUUGCUCGUUCACUUGGAUGCAGACUGAAAAUGCUUAGGUUUUGGGAAAGUGCUCCAUUAUGCGGUCAUCCACUAACCGAGCAUUUUUUUAGCUAUGUGCUCGCAUAAAAAGCUUAUGCGUCUAUGCGGAUGCUUUUUUUCUUAAUAAACUAUUGGGAAAAACCCAUUAAAGUGAGACCUGACCCGCUUGAUCUCUUUUAACAAAAAGCACUAGCCUUAACCCAAUCUCUUCUCUAUCUCCUCUAAUUAUUCCCAAAACAUCCACUAGCGAGUCAUUGCAAGCAUGAAGUCAACAUCCAGAGGUUCUCCCUUGAUGUAGAAAAGAUCCAAUAUUACGCAGUUGCCUUAAGAAUAAAGCAUCACAAGUGAUUAACUGACUCAAUAAAAUGAUAAAGUUAAUUCUGUAUUUUUUUCCCUUCAUAAGAAAAGUUGUAUGAUUUAACUUGUGGUUGCAGACAUGAGUCAUGACUUAGAUAUUAGUAAACAGAGCCGGCCCUAGGGGUAGGCGGAAGAGGCCUUCGCCUAGGGCCCCAAAACAUAGGGGCCCCAAUGUAAUACUUCUAUACCUUUAGAUAGAUAUAGAUAUGGAAAAGUAAAAGGACUUUGUUUUCGUCUUCUACUAAGCGGUGGGAUAUUUUCAAAGAACAUGUUUUUGGUCUCACACUUAAGCCAUUAUCACAAACACGGUGGGAAAGUAAUGUUGAAAGUGUAAAAGCAGUAAGAUUUCAAGCUACAGAAAUAAGAGAUGCUUUAAUUCACUUGGCAAGUAUCGAUGGAGAUCCAAAAAUAAAAAAUAAAGAGUGAACCUGAGUCCUUAGCAACAAAUGAAAUGGAGAAUUUUGAGUUCUUAUUGGGUAUGAUUGUUUGGCACAAUUUAUUAUUUGCUGUUAAUUAUGUUAGCAAUUUUUUGCAAAAGGAAGACAUACAAAUUGAUAUUGCUAUAGAUCAAUUGAAUGGGCUUAUAUUAUUUUUUGAAAAGUACAGAGAAAAUGGAUUUAAGGAGGCCAUUACCGAAGCUAAAAAGAUUGCAUCUGAAAUGGAAAUUGAAGUUGUAUUUCGUGAAAAACGUAUCAUUCGCAGGAAGAGGCAAUUUGAUGAAAAUGCUACCGAAGAGACAAUAUUAUCUCCUGAAGAAUCAUUUAGAGUUAAAUACUUUCUAUAUAUAGUGGAUCAAGCUAUUUCUUCUCUUAAGAGUAGGUUUGAACAAUUUCGGCAUUAUGAAGAAGUCUUUGGAAAGAAACUUUUCAAAGUUAAAAUUGAUCAAAUCUUAUCUUCGAUCAACUAUGUCACAAGAAAGAUUGAAUGACUUAGCUUUAUUGUCAAUUGAGAAAAAUAUAGUGGAGAAACUUGAUUAUACAAGUUUAAUUAAUGAUUUUGCAUCUAAAAAUGCAAGAAGAGGUUUCAUAAAGUGAUAAUUCUAUUGGUUCAUUGAUCUUGUUUUGGGAAUGAGAGUGUUAGGGUGUGAUUUGUAGGCCUUUGGCCAGGGUGGGGUAGCUUAUUGUGUUUGAUUCUUGAGGUUAGUUAUAACAUCCCUUGGUAUGUAGGCAGCCCUAAAGUUACUUGGGUGUAACACUUUAUUUAAAAAAAAUCUUGAAUAUAGGAGGGCCCUUUUAGGAUUUUUGUUCAAGUUUUUGCCUAGGGCCCCCGAAUGCUCAGGAUCGGCCCUGUUAGUAAAGUCUUAACCAUUCCUAAUAGGAUAUGUAGUUGUAUCAGAAAAAUGUGACUUUUUCAUCAUUUUCUAUGAGGAAAAAUUUAUUGUAACAGAUGAUAACUCAUGAUAAUGGAAGUAUCACAUAAAUUAGUAAGUAACAUUGAGAGAAAGGUUUGAGAUCUCAGUACUGUUUUGAUUUUCAUUUUCCUCCAGGCUCCAUUGAUAUUGGUAUCAAGAGUUGCACCGGCUUUGGAAUUUCUUUAUCAGAAGAAUCAGUAAAUGGAAUAAGUUAACUUGAUCACAAACCUUCUAUGUAUUGAUUUCUUUUUUUAUUUUUCUCAGUAUAAAACUAUCAAAAUAUAAUUUGGUACUUGAAAUCUCAGAUUUCCUACAUUAGUCGCUAUCAGAAAAUAUCAGACUUAUAUUAAUUAUUAUUAACCCAAAUUAGUGGUAUCAAAAGGUUCCAGCUAGAUCAAAAAAUCAACAUGUUACGGUGGAUUAUACAUAUCAGUAUCGAUCAAUACUUAAAACCAUAAGUAAGUGAUGUCAGAUACACAAAGUUUAAUCGGGCUCUCAGGAUAAAAUAAGGUAUAUAAUAGUUUAACCCAUUUUUAAGAAGAAGAAUAGUGCCAUAUGAGAAACAAAAAGGGUGACUUCCAUCUUUCAUUAAAGAGAUAAUCGAAGGAGAUAGAUUUAGACUUAGUAAAUAACAAUGUAACUAGGGAUCAUGACUAUAAUAGAUGUUUGAAAAACUCAAAUAUCGAGAUCCACCCACACUGAUGAGUUUUUUCUCCUUUCUCACAACUUCUAAUCUAAGAGUACUUGCUUACCCACUGUGGAAAAAGUUAAUAUGGUCAUCGUUAACAGAAUUUGAUUGAAAGGUUGUGCAAAUGAGUCAAUAUGACUACAAAAAGCUGACGCUAAAAAGCGGCUAACAUGUUUAUCCACUCCAAGUUUCUCCCCCUCUUCUCCAAAAGUAUGAUGCAGAGAGGGGGAAGAGGGGUGGGAUAGUAACUUUGCUAUAUAAAUUAAAUAAAAAUGUUACUUAACACAAGAAUAUGCUUUCAAACCAGAGUUUAAAGCCACAAAU
Asparagus officinalis (garden asparagus) is the source of this 7876-nucleotide messenger RNA. RefSeq lists its product as uncharacterized. The record is from RefSeq and is a predicted model, not a curated record. The transcript has 2 exons. The coding region runs from base 5965 to 6441 and encodes 158 amino acids. Lineage: Eukaryota; Viridiplantae; Streptophyta; Magnoliopsida; Asparagales; Asparagaceae.